Molecule: messenger RNA, 735 nt
Organism: Sabethes cyaneus
Lineage: Eukaryota; Metazoa; Arthropoda; Insecta; Diptera; Culicidae
Exons: 1
Coding region: 1-735 (244 amino acids)
Biological process (GO): DNA integration
Molecular function (GO): nucleic acid binding
Source: RefSeq, a predicted model, not a curated record
AUGGCAAACCUUCCGGUAUACAGACUUGCAGCAUUCGUUCAUCCUUUCACGCACACCGGGAUCGACUAUUUUGGUUCCAUGGAAGUGGUUAUAGGGAAACGGGUUGAGAAACGUUGGCGGGUUCUUCUGACUUACCUUACAAUUCGUGCGGUUUACAUAGACUUAGCUAGCUCAUUGUCCACAAGUUCAUGCGUAACGGUGACACGCAACUUCAUGGUGCGACGAGGCACACCGACCGUUUUCUACAGCGACAGAGAAACCAACUUCAUUGACCCCCAGCGAGAGUUGAAGCAGGCAUUGCUGGCCCUAGAUCAGCACGAGAUGGCACAGGAGUUCGUGUCUUCGACUAUUACCUGGCGUUUCAAUCCACCGCCACCGGCGUCUCCCCAUAUGGGAGGAAACUGGGAACGGCUUAUUCAAUCUGUCAAACGUACCUUGCCAGAGUUUCGGUUGUCGCGUCGACCGACGGAGGAAGAGUUGAGGAACGCGUUGAUUGCGGUUGAAGGCAUUCUAAAUGCAAGACCGCUGACUCACGUGCACAUAGAGGAAAAGGCAGCCCCCGUUCGUACCCCUAAUCACUGGUUGCUGGGACCCUGGACCGAGUGGGACGAUGAUUCAACUUUCUUGAGUCGUGGGUCGUGGCUGGCAUCAAUCUCAGCAAAUGGUAAACCAUUUCUGGAAGAGGUGGGUGCGAGAGUAUCUGCCGGAAAUAACCCGGCGAUCCAAGUGGCAUGA